Molecule: messenger RNA, 4055 nt
Organism: Pelmatolapia mariae (spotted tilapia)
Lineage: Eukaryota; Metazoa; Chordata; Actinopteri; Cichliformes; Cichlidae
Gene: ldlrb
Product: low density lipoprotein receptor b
Exons: 18
Coding region: 158-2701 (847 amino acids)
Biological process (GO): receptor-mediated endocytosis
Cellular component (GO): plasma membrane; apical plasma membrane; signaling receptor complex
Molecular function (GO): calcium ion binding; hormone binding; protein binding
Source: RefSeq, a predicted model, not a curated record
UUUCACGGACAAGCACUGGGUGACUCUCCUCUGGGACUCGGUCUCCUCCGGAGUCUUUUUACGCACAGAUACAACCGCGAACUCUUCCUUCUUUUUUCACAUCUGUGCGCACAGCUGACUUCUAUUUUGUAGCUGACAAUAUAAGAAGAAACGGGAGAUGUUUGGGAUUUGGAAGGGACUCGCCGGGCUGUCCGCUUGCUGGUGUCUGUUGAUGCUUAUUCAUUGUUUGCCUCAAACAGAUGCAGCCUACAUAUGCAACGCCAAUCAGUUUAAGUGCGGAAAUGGGAGGUGCAUCACCCGCAGGUGGAUUUGUGAUGGAAGUGAUGAUUGUGGUGAUGGAACUGAUGAGCUGCCCGCUAGCUGUGGAGUCAAAAUCUGUCGGGAUUCGCAGUUCAACUGUGGCGAUCCCAUGAGCCAGUGCAUACCAAAAGACUGGCAAUGUGACGGCAAAGCCGACUGUACUAACGGCGCUGAUGAGAAAAACUGCACGGCCAAGCAGUGUGACGAUCGUGAGUUUCGUUGUGCCAAUGGUCAGUGCAUAUCCAAGAGCUUUGUUUGCGACAAUGACAACGACUGCUCAGAUGGCUCAGAUGAGGCUUCCUGUCCCAAACCCACCUGUAACCCUCGCUCCUUCCAAUGCAACAACUCAAUGUGCAUACCUGCGAUAUGGCGCUGCGAUGGAGACAGCGACUGCUCCGAUGGGUCUGAUGAGUGGCCCCAGAACUGUGAGGGAAGGAAGCCAGAGAAGAUGCCUCGCUGCAGCUCUCACGAGUUCCAGUGUGCGAAUGGGGACUGUAUCCAUGGCAACUGGAAGUGUGACGGAGGGUUCGACUGCCUGGAUCGUUCGGACGAGGCUAAUUGCACUCAUUCUACUUGCCGCUCAGAUGAGUUCCAGUGUAAGGACGGCUCCUGCAUUAACAAAAGCCUCCAAUGUAAUGGACAUCCUGACUGCAGGGACCUCACUGAUGAGAUUGAAUGUGAUACAGUAUGUGAAGGCCCAAACAAGUUCCAGUGUCGCAGUGGGGAGUGCAUCGACACGGAGAAUGUGUGCAACAAGCAGAACGACUGCAAGGACGGGUCUGAUGAACCAGCGAAAGAGUGUGACAACAAUGAGUGUUUGACCGGAAAUGGCGGCUGCUCUCACCACUGCAACGAUCUGAAGAUUGGAUACAACUGCUCCUGUCCUGCUGGAUACAGGCUGAAGGCGGACAACAAAACCUGCGAAGACAUUGACGAAUGUGCUGAGCCGGACACUUGCACUCAGAUCUGCAUCAACUUGCCUGGCAGCUACAAGUGUGAUUGUGAAGAGGACUAUAUGAUUGACCCUGCAACCAAAACUUGCAAGGCUCAAUCAGGCACAGUGCCCACCUUGUACUUCACCAUCAAACACGAGGUGAGGAAGCUGGCAGUGGACCGCAGCGAGUACGUGCGUGUGAUCCCACAGCUGAAGAACGCAGUGGCUCUCGACAUGGAUAUGCCAAACAAGAUGAUCUUCUGGUCUGACCUGUCUCUGAAGAAAAUCUACAGCUCUAUGAUAGAUGUGGCUGGCAAUUCCUCUCACCACAGUGUGGUGGUUGACAGUGGGAUAGAGGCCCCAGAGGGCAUUGCGGUGGACUGGAUCCAUGGCAACAUCUACUGGACUGACAGUGUUUUGAAGACUAUUUCUGUAGCAACAACGGAUGGCAGUAAGAAGAAGACCCUCAUCGCAACAGACCUGGACAAGCCACGAGCCAUCACAGUCGAUCCAGUAAACAAUUUGAUGUACUGGACAGACUGGGGUGAAGAAGCUAAGAUUGAGAAGAGUGGGCUGAACGGUGCAGAUCGCACUACUUUAGUAAAAGACAACAUUGUGUGGCCGAAUGGCAUCACCCUGGACAUGGUCAGCCAGCGUCUAUACUGGGUGGACUCCAAGCUGCACUCUCUCUCCAGCAUCGAUGUGAAUGGAGCGUCCCGACACAGUCUCAUUAUUAAUGAGGAAAAACUCUCCCACCCACUCUCCCUGACCGUCUUUGAGGAGAAAGUAUUUUGGACAGACCUGAGCAACGCUGCUGUGUUUAGUGCCAACCGCUUGACAGGAAGCGACAUCACUGAGCUGGUAAAGGACCUGGGCCAGCCAGAAGACAUCGUACUGCACCACAACCUCAAGCAGCCAGCCAGUUCAAACUGGUGCACGAAUGGAGGUUGUGAGUUCCUGUGCCUACCUGCCCCUCAGAACGACCCACAGUCUCCCAGAUACACCUGUUCCUGUCCUGAUGGCAUGGUCCUGGGACCGGACAUGAAGAAAUGCGUGGCAGGUCCCACAAAUCCUGCUACACCCAGACAGCCAGACCCGACCACCACAACUACAACCACCAAGAAACCCACAACUACCUCUGCUGUGCAACCUAAUCAGAAAACAGAGAAGCCUGCCGUCACUGCUCAAGGUGACAAACAAGCAGCCGUGCAGCCUGAAGAAGCCCCACCCUCCCACCCUGUUGCUCUCUACGUUGUGUUGCCACUGAUGAUUAUGGCCCUGCUGGUAUUUGGAGCAAUGUACCUCUGGAGACACUGGCAUAGGAAGAACACCAACACCAUCCACUUUGACAACCCCGUGUACCAGAAAACCACAGAGGAUGAGUUACACAUCUGCAGGAAUGGCUCUGACGGCUACGUGUAUCCUGAGCGGCAAAUGCUGAGCAUGGAUGACACGGAUAUGGCUUGACCUGCCAAUGAAGAAAAAACUAGUUUUAUUUGAAGUGCUGGAAACAAGAAUCGCUGCUUAACAACAUCAUUCCCUUCCUCCGCUGACCUCAUUGUGUGGCUUAUGUCUCUGACCUCAGCACUGUGCCGUCCAAGCCUGCAAAAGGGUUGAAAGAAAAGGGAACAAUCUUUGAAACUUAGGAAAAUAGGGCAUAAAGAAGUCCGACCACUAAAUUAUUACUAAAUGAAGGACUAUUGGAUAGUUUCAGUAGAUGAUGUUCUUAGUCCUGGAGCCAUGAUUCUUUUGAUGCUAUCUAUAUUUUUUAGGCAUUCUUGCUAAGAUACAGAUUGUUACAACACCUUUGGGUGCCGAUUUACAAGCUUCACUUGAAAAGCCUAAACCAUGUUGUCUUAACACUCCUGUAUGCCUUCCAGUCACACUCUUUUAGGUUAGUGAAGUUUAUGGAUGCACAUACAGUAAAUGCCUUAGUAAUCCCACUCCACUGAGUCUUCACAGCAUCAUAUUAUGGCCUUCUGUUAUCCUGCAUACAGAGUUUGACAGUCAGUCAUUUAUAUUGCUGUCAUCUCUAAUGUUUUCUGUUCGAAUCCAUAAGAUAUGAGUGUGGUGGAUUACAUAUGGUUUACACUGUAAAUCACCAAAGCUGCUACGUUUUCUGAAGUUAACCAAAAUGAAGAAAAUGCUUGAAAAUCCUUUUUUCUUCUUUUUUUUUCUUUUUAUGAAGAUAAUUAAGGUAAAAGUGAUUGUAGAUGAUUUCUUACACAGCUCUAUGAACUGUUUCUGUAUAUAUUUUCUGUAAAUAUAUCUGUCUGUGUCGUCUUUUUACGUUUGUAAAUUUUAAUCGAGAAACACUGUAAAUAGGUAAUAGAUUAUUUUAUUUAUUUAUGGAAAUAUGAGAGCUACGGUUUUUGAUUGUUGUCUGCUGGCUGUGAAUGUGGUACUUACUACAUGUUAAGUGAGGUGGGCUAACCUCUACAUCGUGCAGCUGUUAUUUAAGUUAUGUCAGUCAAACCUUUGCGUACGCUGCUCAGUUUCCUGGACAAGUCACCACACCUGAGAACUCUUAUUAGCAUUUUAUGGUUUACACAGCAGCACUGAAGAAACUGUUAUUAUUCCUCACUCCUUUGCUUUUUCAAUACAGCCGUGAAUCAGAUAACUUAUUUUUCUUUUUCUUUUACUGUGAUGUUUUGUUUUGAUUGUGGGAUUGAGGCACAUACAGCACGACUGUACACAAAGCAUAAUGUUCUCAUUCAACUCAGAAUGUAUGCAUGAGUCUCUUUGUUAAAUGCACAUAUCUUUUUUCCCCUUUUUGGUUGUGUUGGUAUUUUUUUUAAUAAAAAACAAAAAAGGAAAUAUU